AUGAGCACAUCAGUACCGAACGCGACAGAUAAUUUCGGUGGGAUGCCACCGAAACUUUGCACCUUUUUCGGUUGGAUUUCACCGAUAUUCAAUGGUAGAGAUGCAUUACUUCGAUGGGCUCGUGAACAAGGAAAAUUGAAUAAUAUUGUCAUUGUAAUUAAAAGGUCUGAUUAUGGAGGUAAGGGCAAGAGGAUACCUCGUGUAAUACUUGCUUGUGAGAGGAACGGUAACUAUAAGUCUUGCAAGUCUAGUGAGACAACUGAUGUAAGAUCGGAUGCAAAUAGUGAUAUGAAAAAAUGUAUUAGAGACACUGGUACCAAGAAAUGUGGAUGCCCAUUCUUGUUAAAAGGUGUCAAUAUUGGUGAUGGGGAUGAUUGGAAGUUUGAGGUGGUUUGUGGAGUACACAACCAUCCUAUUUCAGAGUAUCUUCAAGGUCAUUCAUUUGUGGGGCGACUUACUGAAGAGGAGAAUGCCUUGUUGGUGGACAUGUCUAAGAGUUUGGUGAAACCCAGAGAUAUUUUGGUCACCAUUAAAUAUAGAGAUGUAAUGAAUGUUUCAACUAUGAAGACAACAUACAAUGCUAGGAUCCGAAAUAGAACCAAAGAAUUUGCUGGGAGAACCCAAAUGCAACAAUUGCUUACUAAGUUAUCCGAACACAAUUAUAUUGAGUGGCAUAAGACAUCUGGGGAUAUUAUAACUGACCUGUUUUGGACACACCCCAUUAAUAUUGAUAUUUUGCGCGCAUUUCCACAUGUACUUAUCAUGAAUUGCACUUAUAAGACUAAUAGGUAUCGUUUCCCACUAUUGCAUAUUGUGAGGGUGACAUCUACUAAUAUGACAUUCUUUGUUGCGUAUGUGUAUAUGAAUGCCGAGAAGGAAGACAAUUACACAUGGGCAUUGACUACCUUGAGGAGUUUGUUGGAUGAUAAUUGUCUUCCUGGUGUUAUUGUCACCGAUCGAGAGUUAGAGAUAGAUGGGGUGGAUGCUUUAUCAUGUAGUUGUGCUAUUCGUCGAACCCACCAAUUACCAUGUGCACAUGAAAUUGCGGAGUAUAGAGAGCGUGGUGUACCAAUACCACUUGAUGUUGUGCAUUCACAUUGGAGGAAAUUAGAUCUCAUCAAUAUAGGAAACAGUAGUCAUGGCACAACUUCACCAGGAAGGUCACAACUACAAAGAUUCAAUAUGUGGUAUGAACAACAAGAUGGUGAGAAGAAGAGACAAGUCCACAUGACACUGGAGGAGCUAAUGAACCCCGGUUCUACUGCGCUUACUGAACCAAAAGAGAAGUUGAAGACCAAAGGGAGACCGCGAAAAGUCGACACUUCUACUCGUCGUUUGCCAUCUGCAUUUGAGAUUGCUGAGGCCUCCAUUGCUCUACCUAAAAAUAAACCAAAGCAAAGCCUGACUGCCUCACUCAAAAUAAAACCGAAGAAAAGUACCAUUGCAGUGCCAAAAAAAAGAAACAUGGUUGCUUCUAGUUCCAUGUUGUCUAAUCCAAAAAAAUUUAAGCUCUAUAAGCCUCGCGAAAACCAAUCAGCAUUCGAUACAUAUAUGCAUAUAGAGAAAUUCCUUGAGGAGAUGGUUCAGGUUUGCUGGAGGCGAUGGCAAAGGGCUUCUUUGAUGGUGAGCAAAGAUCUGCGAUGGCAAGGGAUGAGUUCUUCGAUGUUCUGUGAUGUAGGCAAUGGCAAAGGGCUUCUUCGAUGGUUCUGCGAUGGAGGUUGGUGUAAAUGGGAUGGGGUGUGCGAUGGGGUGUGUCUGCAAGAGGAGAGAAUUUUCGGUGGGGUGUGGCUGGAUAUCAGAUGGGGUGGGGUUUGA
Molecule: messenger RNA, 1815 nt
Organism: Prunus armeniaca (apricot)
Lineage: Eukaryota; Viridiplantae; Streptophyta; Magnoliopsida; Rosales; Rosaceae
Source: the annotation of a GenBank genome assembly